AAGAAGCUUGCGAAGAAUGACAGACAUUGAAGACGGAGGAGGGAGUUGAGAAUGAGAAGAAGUUAGGGUUUAGGGUUGAGGUCCGCCGGAUUCGUGCUGACACCGAGAUACAUCGACACUUUACGAAUAUUUCUGUCGGUGCAGGAUUUUUCUCAAGUGGGUUUGUAGUAGAUGAUGUAGAUUGGCGGCAUCUGCUCCCAUGGAGUUCCUGCACGCCCUGCGGCGUCUGCCCAGCCCACCUCUGUCGUCUUCCACUUGAAACGGAAGUUUUAAUCAGACAUACACGACAGUUCGCGUUUUCUUUUGAAGAGCACGAUGCGCCCUUGUAUUCUAGUUCUGGACGCGCAUUAUCUCCCCUCUGCCCUCACUCGUUCAUUCAUGGCUGUUGCCAUUUCUUGGCGCUCUCGCACCUCACCCCGCGUGCCUGUGCCUUCGUUGCAGCAUGCCGUUGCUCCAACCAGUGUGUCCCCGUCCAGGCUCGACUUCCGGCUCUUCGCAUGUGGGAAGCUCUCGGGGGGGAUUUGCAGAGGGACGGCUCAAGCGCAGUCUGUUCCUGCCCCUGUCUCUUUCCGGCUUAUGAGUGCUGUUCCAUGCCGUGCUGCGAGAUUUCCUACUCCUCGCCACUGUUUGAGUGCCUCUUAUGCUUGUAGAGCUGCAGACCGGGAUGGAGUUGCUGUGGAACAGAGUACUGAAGUCGAGGGGCAUUCUUCUACGUCGCCGAGUAAUGGAGACUUACUGAGGUCCCCGGCGCUGGAAAGGAAUGAUUUUGCUCGUGAGAAUGUAGGGGGUAUACACGUGAUCAUUGGUCCCAUGUUCGCUGGGAAAACCACAGCCCUUUUGCAGCGUAUUCGAGAAGAAGCUGAUGCUGGCAGGAGGGUGAGUUUAGUGAAAUCUGAUAAAGACAACAGAUAUGCCGUUUCAGCAGUUGUCUCUCACGAUGGGGUUCAAAUGCCGUGCGUGGCCGUUCCGACUCUCGCAAGUUUUAGGGAACAUGUUGGAGAAGAGGCAUAUAAACAGAUGGAGGUUAUUGGAAUCGACGAGUCACAGUUUUUCGACGACCUCCUGGAGUUUUGUCAAGGUGCUGCUGACCUCGACAACAAAACAGUAAUUGUCGCUGGCCUUGAUGGUGACUUUCUGAGACGCAGGUUUGGAUCUGCGCUGGAUCUUAUACCAUUGGCAGACUCGGUGACAAAGCUUCAUGCACGGUGUGAGCUUUGCAAUCAACCAGCUCCGUUUACCUUCCGCAAGACUGUCGACACCGAGACUGAGGUUAUAGGUGGGGCAGAUGUCUAUAUGCCAGUAUGUCGACAUCAUUUCGUUAGUGGGCAAAUUGCUGUCGAAACUGCUCGCAGUGUGCUGCAGGUCCAUCAAGAAUCUAGGCGAUCGGCAUUGAGUGUAGCCAAGGAGGUUACUGCGUAGCAGACCACCAACUCCGGUAUAUUAUAAUGCAUCCAGGUUUUCCUUCUUCUGAAGGGGGUUCGGUGCAGAAUUAGGAUGGAGCAUGUGACAACUCGAAGCUAGCAAUUUUAUCGUAUUCUGCUCGGUUCUGGAGGGAUCGGAAGGAAGCUGAAUGGGCGGGCUUACAGAAAGGUUGUUGAAGUUACCUUGGGCAGAGACUUGAGUUAGUGUUCUGCUGUUGAGAGCAGUUCGCAUUUAUCUUCUCAACGGAGAGAAUAGGGUGAUUGGAACACACUACCAAUUGUAGCUAUUCGGCAGUGUCUAAGAGUUCCUCCAGAAGUUCAGCUACGAAGACCUCAAAGGAUGUGAGUAUGGACAUCUUGCGGAGUUGGACUUGCAUCCUCAGAAUUUAUGGCCACCACAAGAAGGGUUUGAAACGAAGAUAGGUUCGUAAUGAGAGGGGCUCUUAAAGUCGAGUUCACUUGCAGAUCACGAGUACAUUUGUAUCUUUUAUUUUAACAACCAUUGAAUAGAGGUUGUAUACCAAGACUGAGUUGAUGGUAAUCGAGGAGAAGGGAUACUAGAACAAGGUGUUUUUGGUUACAACGAAAAACUAGUGUUAAUGUUCAUCGUAUUUCUAUUGAUAAUCUGGAGUAAUCCUGGGUACACUAGUCUGGAAA
This is a messenger RNA of Physcomitrium patens, 2078 nucleotides long. RefSeq names its product thymidine kinase a. NCBI's taxonomy places the organism in Eukaryota, Viridiplantae, Streptophyta, Bryopsida, Funariales, Funariaceae. Gene Ontology annotation, molecular function: thymidine kinase activity; ATP binding. The record is from RefSeq and is a predicted model, not a curated record. Gene Ontology annotation, biological process: thymidine metabolic process.